GUUGUCUACCUACCGAGCUUGACUCUUCGGUUAUCAAAACAACUGAGACCGAAAGAAAGUGUCCACAAGACGUUCGAUAACUUCGUUUUCUAGUCAACCCAUUCAAGUUUAUCUUUCUCAUCUGUUUUCGCAGCGUUCCCUUUCUCCUGUGAGUGUUGCGUGUUUGUUUCAGGAUGGUUAAAGUGUCUUUUAACGCGGCGUUGGCGCAGAAAGACGUGAAAAAAGAUUUUGAAACUCUGAUCCCCGCGGAGAACAGGGAUACAGAGGCGGCUCUGGUGGUGCGUCAGCGGUCUCGGGCCUGGUGCUGGUGUGUGUGCCUGGGCAUCGCCCUUUUUCUGUCUGGAGUGGUGGUGGCAGGAGCCUACCUGUACCGCUACUACGUCGUGGAGGGUCACAGGAAUCUGAUCUCCAGCAGUCAUUGGGCUGACCCUCAACAGCAGGAUAACGAGGUCUUCAUCUGUGGGGUGAACUACCACGAGAAUGACUACAUGAUCACUGAGGAAGAGGAGAUGAUGGAAGAGCAGAGUUUCCGCCAGCGGCUGCUGCAGGAGAGAAUCCAGGUUCUGGUGCCAGACCAGGUGGAGAUCAUUCAUGUCCCCGUGCCUGACUUUGAGGAUGGAGAUCCAGCAGACAUUGUCCAUGACUUCCAGAGGAGGUUGACUGCCUACUUGGAUCUGAGCCUGGACAAGUGCUACGUCAUCCCCCUCAACACCUCUGUCGUCAUGCCUCCCACAGACUUACUGGAUCUCCUCAUCAAUGUCAAGGCUGGCACCUACCUGCCCCAGUCCUACCUGGUCCAUGAGGAGAUGGUGGUGACCGAGCGUCUGGAGAACAUCGAAAACCUCGGAGCUUUCAUCUACACCCUCUGCCGCGGCAAAGACACCUACAAGCUGCAGCGCAGAGACAGGAUUCUGGGUAUGCAGAAGCGUGAAGCUCUCACCUGCCACAAGAUCCGUCACUUUGAGAACACGUUUGUGGUGGAAACUCUGAUCUGCGAGCCUUAAGAUGCUGCAUCACCUCUCCAUGGGUCUUAAUAAAGCCAGGCGUGCAGAGACUCUGGAUCCUCACCUGUCUUUUGUUUUUAGUAGCUGGAGUGAGUGAGUGAAUGAGUGAGUGAGGGGAGUGCAAUGUGAAGUUGUUGGUAAAUCUGUGUUUGAAAAAGGUGAAUCUUGUAUUUGUCCACUUUCUGUGCGGGGAUAGUCUGGGAAUCUUAUUUCAGAUAAUAAGUAGCUUCAAAUCUACAUUUAUGAAUCAGUUUAUUCAAGAUAACAGCAAAAAGACCUCACACUGCAUCUUCCUAGACAAAAGUCAGCUGUUGGCCUUUUUCGUAUAAAGUUCUAGAGACGGAGCACUUUUUGUACUGCUGAUACUGGCUGUUGAUUUUCAGUGAUUAAAUGUCGUUUUUGUCUGCUGUAGCUAUUAAUACACUGCAUCAGUUCUCUUCUAAAUAUAAAACUGGAAGUGUUUUACUGGUUUAAAUAAAAACAGCAGCACGUGGAAGUGAGCACACGUAUGUUCACGUUUUUCCACAGCUUUUUUCUAAAUUUAAAAAUUUUUUGAUAGCUUUUCUUCUACUAAGUUGUGUAUAUAAUCUCUAAACAAAGAAACCAAACAACACAAUAAACAACCCAGAAAAACCAAA
Nothobranchius furzeri (turquoise killifish) is the source of this 1642-nucleotide messenger RNA. It is a transcript of the gene itm2bb, whose product is annotated as integral membrane protein 2Bb. Gene Ontology annotation, biological process: negative regulation of amyloid precursor protein biosynthetic process. NCBI's taxonomy places the organism in Eukaryota, Metazoa, Chordata, Actinopteri, Cyprinodontiformes, Nothobranchiidae. The record is from RefSeq and is a predicted model, not a curated record. Gene Ontology annotation, cellular component: plasma membrane; extracellular exosome; Golgi apparatus. Gene Ontology annotation, molecular function: amyloid-beta binding.